AUGCCUGUAUACCAACCUGCAAAGAGUCCAUGCCUGUAUACCAACCUGCCCCGAGUGUAUGCCUGUAUACCAGCCUGCCCCGAGUGUAUGCCAGUAUACCAGCCUGCCCCGAGUGUAUGCCUGUAUACCAACCUGCCCCGAGUGUAUGCCUGUAUACCAACCUGCAAAGAGUCCAUGCCUGUAUACCAACCUGCCCCGAGUGUAUGCCUGUAUACCAGCCUGCCCCGAGUGUAUGCCAGUAUACCAACCUGCCCCGAGUGUAUGCCUGUAUACCAGCCUGCCCAGAGUAUAUGCCUGUAUACCAACCCGCCCCGAGUGUAUGCCUGUAUACCAGCCUGCCCAGAGUGUAUGCCUGUAUACCAAACUGCAAAGUGUUCAUGCCUGUAUACCAACCUGCCCCGAGUGUAUGCCUGUAUACAAGCCUGCCCCGAGUAUAUGCCUGUAUACCAGCCUGCCCCAACCUGCCCAGAGUGUAUGCCAGCAUACCAGCCUGCCCAGAGUCAAUGCCUGUAUACCAGCCUGCCUAGAGUCAAUGCCUGCAUACCAGCCUGCCCAGAGUGUAUGCCUGUAUACAAGCCUGCCCCGAGUAUAUGCCUGUAUACCAGCCUGCCUAGAGUCAAUGCCUGUAUACCAACCUGCCCAGAGUAUAUGCCUGUAUACCAGCCUGCCCAGAGUGUAUGCCUGUAUACCAGCCUGCCUAGAGUCAAUGCCUGUAUACCAGCCUGCCUAGAGUCAAUGCCUGCAUACCAGCCUGCCUAG
Messenger RNA from Mya arenaria, 759 nucleotides. RefSeq names its product keratin-associated protein 10-4-like. The transcript is spliced from 2 exons. NCBI's taxonomy places the organism in Eukaryota, Metazoa, Mollusca, Bivalvia, Myida, Myidae. The coding region runs from base 1 to 759 and encodes 252 amino acids. The record is from RefSeq and is a predicted model, not a curated record.